This is a messenger RNA of Heterobasidion irregulare TC 32-1, 2025 nucleotides long. RefSeq lists its product as uncharacterized. NCBI's taxonomy places the organism in Eukaryota, Fungi, Basidiomycota, Agaricomycetes, Russulales, Bondarzewiaceae. The record is from RefSeq and is a predicted model, not a curated record. The coding region runs from base 1 to 2025 and encodes 674 amino acids. The transcript is spliced from 5 exons.
AUGCUCGAAGUCAUCAAUGAUGAUUUACCGGAGACCGUAGAAGAGCAGGCGAUGAGGUUAGACAAGGUCUUUCAUCAAAAAUACCGAGGCGGGGUAGUCGACGAGUUCCUCCAAGCCCUUUCCAAAUAUGAAUCUAUGUAUAGGGAUGACACAUAUCACGGAAAAAUCAUCAGUAUUCAGCAGUCCCACGGCACCGGAAGAUCGUGUCUCGUUGAAGAGUUAGGAAGUCAUGGCGAGGAGAUAACAGCGGCAUUUUAUGGAGCACUGUUAGAGGUUGUAACAGACGCGAUGGAGCCAUCCCCAUCGCCUAAAGAGGCGAUGCGUGCAUGGCAGGUGGAACUCCCUGCAGCCAGUCGCCGUCAGCAGUUCACCAAGGUUGCGAGGCGUGCAGAGAAGAUCCUCGCAGAUUACGAGACCAAACUCGAAGACAUGAUAUCCAACUCGACUGAACGGAAGACUGAAGUUGUCUUCCGUCAGGAUUUAGACACAUUUUUUCAUCUUGCUCAACCCAGAAUGCAAGCCCUCGCCACGAAACUGUGCGCGCUUGGUUACAGUCGAUUCAUCGUUGCCUUCGACGGGUGCACUGCUCUCAACAGAAUAUAUCGCGGAAUGUUGCGCGCUCCCAUUGGACGGACCUCGCUGGAUGCUUUGGGGCGCGUCAUCAAAGCUGCCGACGGUUGCGAACAUUCUCAUGGUAUCGUAUUUUGGCACCUUUUUGUGAACACAGAGGCGUCUGUGCCUCCACUGGCCAUCCAAAAGGAAAUUCCGUCUAAUUUCGGAUUUCUCGCAGAUCUAUACAUUCCUUUGCCCGUCUGGGUCUACCUGGGAUUUGAUCAGCUCAGGGAGGAGGCCAUGGAACGACUAGAGAAGCCGGAAGACGCACUGAUAUUGCACAACCUCAAAUUCUUCGGGCGUCCGCUUUGGAAGACUUGUAGAAUGAUCGAUCUCUUGCGCGAGGCCACACUCAGGCUUUUCGGUAUCUAUAAUUUCAACCCGAACGAUCAGCAUCAUGUGUUUGCCGCCUUCGCAAGUCGAGUCCUUCUCGAAGUUGCCGACAACGCAGCCGCAAGUCCAGUGGCAGAGACCGCGGUGGCCCGACACAUGCGCAUGUUGAUGGGUGUCGUCCGCGGCGGGGUCAGCACCAAAGCGCCCUCCGAACCGCUUCUCGCUAUUGCUGCGGCCCAAGAGUUGAGUCAAAAAGGUGACUUGUGCGGCCGGCUCCUCAUGACACUGGCCCGCGACAAGGCGACCCUUCCCCAUGGAGGCCGAUUUGUUCAGACAAAAGGAGACAGACACCUUGACGCGAUCUCAGCCGCCACCUUCAGUCAAUUUCUCGUCACCUUGCUUGGAGACGACUUGGGUCUUUCUAAGGAAGAGGACCAGAGAUCUCUUGGAUGCUGGGGGAGCGGCGUUUGGCUUAACUUUAUGCAUUUCGUGCAAAUUGAUACUGACAUCGACAAAAUCACGCCCAAAUAUCUACGCGAGCUCUGGACUCGCACUUGCGCGGCGCAGUGCAAAGUCGGUCAUCCAGUGAUAGACGGAUUUCUCGUGGGCUACGAGGGAAACAUCGAGGAGCCGAUUGUUUUGAAAAAAUUCAUACUUAUCUCGUACCAGAUCAAAUCGAGAUCGACUGGGGCCAGGAAAUGCGCUGCUGAAGGCUUGACCUGUCCUUUCAUCGUGCAAGAAAACGGUGCGCUCUUCAAGCCCAAACACAUCGCGCUCUUCCUCAAUCUAGCGACUACCGUCAACCCCCCAGGUCUCCGUGGCUCUCACUCUAAGGUGUCGUUCGAAAAGGCCGAUCCUACGAGUUGCAAGUGGGCUGGGUACGCCGAGAAGGAGGAGGACGAGGUGGCACGGUGCUGCUUCAACGUGAGAGGGUAUGGCGUGGGCCAGUAUCCCGUCAUCCGAAGUCUCGAAAGUCUAUUUGAAGAGAUGUUCCGGCAUGCCCUUGCUUGUUCACAGCUUGAAUUCCAGAAGUAUGCAGACGCGCUGCAAGAGGUUACAAGGGUCGCCAAGGUGUACUAG